AUGACAGCUGUCAGCUUGACUUUGGCACCUGGUUGUCCUGCUCUGCACCACUCGUCUCGCUCGCUCUCGCUGGUCCACGCUGCUAGCGCCCUCUGCCGGCGCCUGCCGCCGCUGCUGGAUCCACGUACUCUGGUGUCUGCAGCGAUCCACUGCGAGUACGGAACUCGCAAGUGCGGCAGCUCCCCCGAGCCUCCACCACCACCACCUCGCAACGCCACCAGCACCGACAACAACUGUUCCUCCUCCUUCAACGAGAGCAAGGACUCCAACGAGAUCUCCGAAGCCGAGUGCGAUCAGCCGCGUAACUACCCCGAAGACGUAAGAGCCCACACUGCCAAGGACGGCUUGCACAGCGACGAAAUGAGGAAACUCAUUGACAGACCAGAAGCAACCACCCCAAUCCCCCAGCAAGCAGUCCACGGGCGCGGCGGACUCACAGCCUACGAUACUGUGGCAGUGUAACCUGUAAACCGCUCACCCCACACCGGACGUAGUUUGUUAACUUCUAGUUUAAAUGAUCACGACCCUGCCGAUGCGUUCACCCGCUUUUUCGAUACUCUAUUACAUUUCGUUGCAUCAUCCAGCAAUUUUACUUCGCUCUCGCGAUUCCGUUGCAUCGAUUGCGAAUCGACAUGGCCGUGGUCGAUCAUGCCAAAUUCAUUUUAUCUAUUUUGAAGCCGGUGUGUUGUCAUCGCGAUUUCAUUUCGUUUCGACUGAGUUGGCUAGAUUUCAUUAGUUCGACGUUAGGCGCGCACGUUAGUGCCAUAAGUCAAUUUGUUUGGCCUUCGACUCGCUGUAAAAGUUGCAAGUUGGGUAUGUCGCCCGGUGUUUGUUUGCCCUCCCCGUAGUGUUACCAUGUGAAACAGAAAUUAUGGUUGUGGUAGUUAAUUCAAAUUGAUAUAUUUCCUUUAGAAAGGUGACGUGUUACCAAUGAAAUUAACUAACACGAAACGUACGGUAACUUACCCAAUUUAGAUUUUUGCAGACAUCUACAGUCGAGUGUUUAAAAUUAAUUUUUGAUCUUAUUUGUUUAGCUUAAUUUAAAAUAACGGACGUAACUGUAAAGUGCUGGUUUCUGGGGUCGACCAUGUGUUUAAAUUAAGCUCAACAUGUAAUAAUGUGAUAUUUUGAAUUUUUUACCCAUUUAUUUUAUUUGAAUUGUAAUAACACUAAUUAACGUUAUUUAUAUUUGUGUAUUUGUAAGACGAUCACUAAGUAACCACUCGACCGUCUGGUCGGUUCAAUGCUUCCUUUUUAAUGUUACAGUUUUCGUAAUGCUUUUUACCAUUUAUGUUAUUGCCAUGUCAUUUUUAUAUUGUGUAAUGAAUUUUGAUGUUUUCAUUGCGUUUGCAUAAACUUCUUUAGAAAAGACUAGACGUAAGGGCAUCUUAUUAGUGAUUAAUCAACUCUUUGAAAACAAAGUACUAUGUAAUCUGUAGCUAGUGAUGUAAGUACGUACAUACAUACAUUAUUAAACUUUCAGUAUGUAUAAGUACCUAUACAUAAUAAAGACCAUAAUCCCAUGACUACCAUGUUAAUAUACUCAAGCUAAAUUAAUUUCUUGUAUACUGCCAAUUAUUAUUACAGACUCGAAAUUUAAAAGCAUUUUCUAUGACUUAAUGUUUAACGUAACGAGGUGCAUUUCAAUAUUCAAUAAAUAAUCGUAAUCUAAUCUCUAUAAUAUGCAAAUGUUAGAUGUAAGACACGCGCGUGUCAUUUCUAGAU
Maniola jurtina (meadow brown) is the source of this 1725-nucleotide messenger RNA. RefSeq lists its product as uncharacterized. The record is from RefSeq and is a predicted model, not a curated record. NCBI's taxonomy places the organism in Eukaryota, Metazoa, Arthropoda, Insecta, Lepidoptera, Nymphalidae. The transcript has 6 exons. The coding region runs from base 1 to 462 and encodes 153 amino acids.